ACAUCACGCAGUGUGACGCAGUGGGUUCAAACACAUGUCAAAGGUAGCCGGCUUUUUUUUUUCCUGAGCUUGAACAUCAUCAUCACGCCGCAGAGCAGCAGCCCUGAAACAAAUACGUUAAUAUUCAGAGUUACUACAGCAACGGCUGUCUUGGUCAGGGUUAGGGUCCACCCGUUUAAGGGGCUGAUGAAGCUAGUUAGCAUCGUUAGCAUAGCUGAUUCACUUUCACCAUCCUCUACGCUCAGUGUCUGAGCUUCAACUUUAACCAGCUUUCAGCGAGGCACCUUGGCAGGAGAAGCUAACGGAGUACCGGGGCGUAACCUUAACACAAACAUACGCCGGUCUUCUCUGGGCAGUGUGUUAGCCGCUAAAACCGUUCUGGUUGGGGAGUCAGGCUGACUUCCUUGUGUCGUGUUCGAGGUCAUUCUGCAGCCCCGUCUAAAACAGCUGCUCCCCGGGAUACGAGCCAUGAAGAGCCUGCCGUACUUCUGCCGAGGAGAGGUCAUUCGAGGAUUUGGAAGAGGAAGCAAAGAACUCGGAAUUCCCACAGCCAACUUCCCGGAUUCGGUGGUGGACAAUCUUCCAGCAGAUAUCAGCACAGGAAUCUAUUAUGGCUGGGCUUGUGUCGGGAAUGGCGACGUUUACAAAAUGGUGAUGAGCAUCGGAUGGAACCCUUACUACAAAAACACAAAGAAAUCUAUGGAGACGCACGUCAUUCACAAGUUCAAAGAAGACUUUUAUGGGGAGAUCCUGAGUGUCGUUCUGUUGGGCUACAUCCGUUCAGAGAGGAGCUACCCCUCACUCGAGGAUCUCAUUGCGGCCAUCAACAGUGACAUUGAAGAAGCCAAGGCUCAGCUGGAGCUUCCAGAGCACAGCAAACUGAAAGAUGACAACUUCUUCACCAGCACCACCACCUCCUCCCCGGUGUCUCCAUCCUCCACAGUGUCCACGUCUCAGAGCAUCAUCAACGGCCACUGACAGCCGGCAGAGACGGCAACGCUUUGUGCUCUGAGCAGAUGAGCGCGUAUUUCAGGAUUUUGAUAUUUACGACCUCUUAAAAUCGGCCAACUGUCACAAACAGCCACCCUGUAGGGUUUUUCUUUUGGUUCUGUGUUAAAGCGCUGUUUACUAGCCUCUCUGGAUUCAUUGCACACAGCCUGUUAAACUGUAUAUAUUCAGAGUUGAUUGUCUGGUUCUUCUGUAUAUUUUUUUAAUCUUUUUGAAGAAAAAGAUAAGAAUCACUACUUUUUUUUUUUUUUUCUUUUAGUUUCAGUAAAAGAUUUAAACCAACCCUAAACGGUGGAAAGUGGAUGAGUCCUCAAGUAAACCUUGUGUACUUAAGUCAACAGUGCCGCAUUAUUAUCCAGAAAAUGAGACUUCGUUAGAGAAUAAGGUUUAACAGUCUUUAUUACCCAUCAUAAACUAUAAGUUGCAAACGUAUGUAACUUUAAUGGUGUUCAGAGCUUUGAUUAUUGCUGCCCCAUCUGUUCUAAAGCCUACAUUUGAUCAGAUUUGUGGUUUUAAAAGCAGAAUAUAUAAAUAUAUAUUAAUAAUUGGAGGCAAGAGCACAGUAGCAACUUGGAGAGUUAUUUAGUUUAAUAAAUUAUUGAUAAAUUGUAUUUUAUCAGUCAUUUUAAGAAGUUUUAGCAUUAUACCCAGGUAGGAUUUGAAUGGACCUUUGACACCAAGGCCUUGGUAUUAUCAACCAAGCUGAUUAAGGUGAAGGUGAAACACAAAACGCUAAGCUUGAAUGACCAAGCACUUUGGGUUUUGUUUUUUUAUUAGGUAUAGUAAAACAUUGAUUAAAAGGAGAAAACCUCAAUGUAUCUGAUAUGUAUAUACAGCAAAAGGCUUUUAAGUUUAUGAAGAUAUUUCUUUUUUACAUAAUCAUACGUAAAUGUUCUCAGAUAAAUUGUUGGCCAUUUAGACAUUUUUUUACCACCUUUUAAAACCCCUGAUUUUUACUGUUUAUUUAGAAUCUGAGAUGACAGGAAAACUGUGGGUGUAGUUUUUACUUUCUCUGUAAAACCUGCCAUGAGUCCUUAAAGCCUACAUCUGUGAUUUCUUUUAAGUAUAUUUAAUUAUUUAAUCUAAUAAAGGCUUGUUAAAAGCA
This is a messenger RNA of Fundulus heteroclitus (mummichog), 2113 nucleotides long. It is a transcript of the gene rfk, whose product is annotated as riboflavin kinase. Lineage: Eukaryota; Metazoa; Chordata; Actinopteri; Cyprinodontiformes; Fundulidae. Gene Ontology annotation, cellular component: mitochondrion. Bases 469 to 978 code for a protein of 169 amino acids. Gene Ontology annotation, molecular function: riboflavin kinase activity. Gene Ontology annotation, biological process: riboflavin biosynthetic process; FMN biosynthetic process. The record is from RefSeq and is a predicted model, not a curated record. The transcript has 4 exons.